CUUCUUCUUCACUUACUACCAUCUCCACACUCCUCACACCAUCUCUCUCACACAACACAGCCCUAAUCUCUCACAGACAAUAGAGAGAGAGAGAUAUAGCAAGAAAAAAAAAUGAAACUUUUUCUUCUCCUUCUAUUUCUCCUCCACAUUUCUCAUUCCUUCACCACGAGCCGACCAAUCUCCGAGUUCCGUGCCCUUCUCUCACUCAAAUCCUCUCUCACCGGCGCCGGAAGUGAUGACAAGAACUCGCCUCUCUCCUCUUGGAAAGUCUCGACAAGCUUCUGUACAUGGGUUGGUGUCACGUGCGACGUCUCUCGCCGUCACGUGACCUCUCUUGAUCUCUCCGGUCUCAACCUCUCCGGUACUCUCUCCCCAGACGUUUCGCAUUUGCGUCUUCUUCAGAACCUCUCGCUUGCUGAAAACCAGAUCUCCGGUCCGAUUCCGACGGAGAUCUCGAAUCUCUCCGGUCUUCGUCACCUGAAUCUCUCCAACAACGUCUUCAACGGUUCCUUCCCCGAUGAGCUUUCGUAUGGAUUAGUGAAUCUCCGAGUCCUCGAUGUUUACAACAACAAUUUGACCGGAGACUUGCCGGUUUCCGUCACCAAUCUGACUCAGCUCCGGCAUCUUCACCUCGGCGGGAACUACUUCGCUGGAAAGAUCCCGCCUUCGUACGGAAGCUGGCCGGUUAUCGAGUAUUUAGCUGUCUCCGGCAACGAGCUCGUCGGUAAAAUUCCUCCAGAGAUCGGGAACUUAACAACUCUCCGAGAGCUUUACAUCGGCUACUACAACGCUUUUGAAAACGGUUUACCUCCAGAGAUCGGAAAUUUAUCGGAGCUUGUCCGAUUAGACGGUGCUAAUUGCGGAUUAACCGGAGAGAUUCCGCCGGAGAUCGGGAAGCUUCAGAAGCUCGACACGCUUUUCUUGCAAGUGAAUGUCUUCUCCGGUCCGUUAACUUGGGAGCUAGGAACGCUUUCGAGCUUAAAAUCAAUGGAUUUGUCUAACAACAUGUUCACCGGAGAGAUUCCAGCAAGUUUCGCAGAGCUUAAAAACCUCACGCUUUUGAAUCUUUUCAGAAACAAACUUCACGGCGAGAUACCGGAGUUCAUCGGAGUCUUGCCGGAGCUUGAGGUGUUACAGCUUUGGGAGAACAACUUCACCGGAAGCAUCCCGCAGAAGUUAGGGGAAAAUGGUAAACUCAAUCUCGUCGAUCUCUCUUCCAAUAAGCUCACCGGAACUUUACCGCCGAACAUGUGCUCCGGUAACAAGUUAGAGACUUUAAUCACUCUUGGAAACUUCCUCUUUGGUUCAAUCCCUGAUUCUCUUGGUAAAUGUGAGUCUUUGACCCGGAUCCGAAUGGGUGAAAAUUUCCUCAACGGGUCAAUCCCUAAAGGACUAUUCGGAUUACCCAAGUUAACUCAAGUGGAGCUCCAAGAUAACUAUCUCUCCGGACAAUUACCGGUGGCAGGAGGUGUCUCCGUCAAUCUAGGUCAGAUCAGUUUAUCAAACAACCAGCUUUCAGGUCCAUUACCUCCGGCGAUUGGAAACUUCACUGGCGUUCAAAAACUUCUCCUUGACGGAAACAAGUUCGAAGGUCCAAUUCCUUCAGAGGUAGGGAAGCUUCAGCAGCUCUCUAAGAUUGACUUCAGUCACAACUUGUUCUCCGGAAGAAUCGCGCCAGAGAUCAGCCGUUGUAAGCUCUUAACUUUUGUCGAUCUGAGCCGGAACGAGCUCUCUGGUGAAAUCCCAAACGAGAUCACUGGUAUGAAGAUAUUGAAUUACUUGAAUCUGUCGAGAAACCAUCUGGUUGGAUCAAUCCCUGGUUCGAUCUCGUCAAUGCAGAGCUUAACAUCACUUGAUUUCUCUUACAACAAUCUCUCUGGUUUAGUUCCGGGAACCGGACAGUUCAGUUACUUCAACUACACAUCUUUCUUGGGCAAUUCUGAUCUCUGUGGUCCUUACCUUGGCCCUUGUAAAGAUGGUGUUUCUAAAGGAGCUCACCAGAGUCAUAGCAAAGGACCUCUAUCAGCUUCUAUGAAGCUAUUGCUAGUCCUUGGACUACUCGUAUGUUCGAUUGCUUUCGCGGUUGCAGCCAUAAUCAAAGCUAGGUCAUUGAAAAAGGCGAGCGAGUCACGAGCUUGGAGAUUAACAGCUUUCCAGAGACUAGACUUCACAUGUGAUGAUGUCUUGGAUUCUCUCAAAGAAGACAACAUUAUUGGCAAAGGAGGAGCCGGUAUUGUCUACAAAGGCGUAAUGCCUAACGGUGAUCUAGUCGCGGUUAAAAGACUAGCUGCAAUGUCUCGUGGAUCUUCCCACGACCACGGAUUCAACGCAGAGAUUCAAACCUUAGGGAGGAUAAGACACAGACACAUCGUGAGGCUUCUCGGUUUUUGCUCUAACCACGAGACAAAUCUUCUUGUCUAUGAGUACAUGCCUAAUGGUAGUCUCGGUGAGGUGCUCCACGGCAAGAAAGGAGGACACUUGCAUUGGGACACACGUUACAAGAUUGCUCUUGAAGCUGCAAAAGGACUUUGUUAUCUUCAUCACGACUGUUCACCUUUGAUCGUUCACAGAGAUGUCAAAUCAAACAACAUCCUCCUCGAUUCAAACUUUGAAGCCCAUGUGGCUGACUUUGGUCUCGCUAAGUUCCUUCAAGAUUCCGGUACUUCUGAAUGUAUGUCUGCAAUCGCUGGAUCAUACGGCUAUAUUGCUCCAGAAUAUGCGUAUACGUUGAAGGUAGAUGAGAAGAGCGAUGUGUACAGUUUCGGUGUGGUUCUUUUAGAACUCGUCACCGGAAGAAAACCCGUCGGGGAAUUCGGAGACGGUGUCGAUAUCGUUCAAUGGGUUCGUAAAAUGACAGACUCGAACAAAGAGUCGGUUCUGAAAGUGCUUGAUCCGAGACUUUCUUCGAUUCCGAUUCAUGAAGUGACGCACGUCUUCUACGUCGCGAUGCUCUGUGUUGAAGAACAAGCUGUUGAGAGGCCGACGAUGAGAGAAGUCGUUCAGAUUCUCACCGAGAUCCCGAAGUUGCCACCGUCGAAGGAUCAGACGACGACGGAAUCGACGCCGGAGAGUGAGCUUUCGCCGAAGGCCGGUGGCGAAGGUCCACCGGAUCUGCUUAAUCUAUGAAAAGUUUUUCCCGGAGGUAAAGUUAGGGGGUAUAAGGGUAAAUUCGUCUUUUUAAGAAAGGUUUUAGCGAUGAGCUUUGGUUUGUUAGUCUGGUUCUAUGCUUUGGUUCGGUUUAGUGUUAUAAUUGUUUAACUAUUUUUAAGUGUGUUUUCAUUUUGCUCGGCUUUUACUUUUAUCUUCUUUUUUUUUUCUUUUUUAAUUAUCGAAUUCGUGGCUCUAUUUUAGUUUGUAAUUUGUAUGAAUGAAAAUGUACAGUUGAAGUUUUUUUCUGAGGGGAAAAAGAAUAUAAUUCUCGAAAAAA
This is a messenger RNA of Capsella rubella, 3427 nucleotides long. RefSeq names its product leucine-rich repeat receptor-like serine/threonine-protein kinase BAM1. Gene Ontology annotation, molecular function: receptor serine/threonine kinase binding; ATP binding; protein kinase activity. The transcript has 2 exons. NCBI's taxonomy places the organism in Eukaryota, Viridiplantae, Streptophyta, Magnoliopsida, Brassicales, Brassicaceae. Bases 112 to 3126 code for a protein of 1004 amino acids. Gene Ontology annotation, biological process: protein phosphorylation. The record is from RefSeq and is a predicted model, not a curated record.